UUCCGGUUGUGUUCCGGUUCCGGUCGUGUUCCGGUUCCGGUUCCGGUGCCGCCAUGCCCGAGGCGCUGUCGCUGCUGUACCGGGUGUCCGCACACCCCGAGUCCCGGUGCUGGGCCCUGGCCUGGAGCCCCAGCGGGGCCCUGCUCGCGUCCUGCGGCGGCGACCGGAGCGUGCGGAUCUGGGCCCGGGACGGCCCGGUGUGGUCGUGCCGUGCGGUUCUCUCCGGGGGUCACCACCGCACCGUCCGCCGGGUGUCGUGGUCCCCGUGCGGGCUCUACCUGGCCUCGGCCAGCUUCGAUGGCACCACCUGCGUGUGGAAACGGCAGCAGGACGGCUUCCAGGUGGUGGCCACCCUGGAGGGCCACGAGAACGAGGUGAAGUCGGUGGCCUGGGCACCCUCGGGGACGCUGCUGGCCACCUGCAGCCGGGACAAGAGCGUCUGGGUCUGGGAGGUGGACGAUGAGGAGGAGGAGUUCGAGUGUGUCAGCGUGCUGAGCGCUCACAGCCAGGACGUCAAACACGUGGUGUGGCACCCGAGCCUGCAGCUGCUGGCCAGCGCGAGCUACGAUGACACGGUGCGUCUGUACCGCGAGGACGAUGACGAUUGGCUGUGCUGUGCCACCCUGGAGGGUCACACCUCCACGGUCUGGGGGGUGGCCUGGGAGCGCUCCGGCCACCGCCUGGUGUCCUGCAGCGAUGACCGCACCCUGCGCGUGUGGCAGCGCUCGGAGCCACCGCAGGGACACGGCGGUGGCUCGGAGCACAGCUGGCAGUGUGUCUGCACCCUGUCCGGGUACCACGGGCGCAGCAUCUACGACGUGGCCUGGUGUCACCUGACGGGCGCGGUGGCCACGGCGUGCGGUGACGACGCGGUGCGGGUGUUCGAGGAGGUGUCCCCGGUGUCCCCGGAGUCCCCGGUCACCUUCGUGCUGGCGGCGCACGUGGCGCGGGCGCACGCGCAGGACGUCAACGGCGUGGCGUGGCACCCGCGGGAGCCGGGGCUGCUGGCCACCUGCGGUGACGACGGUGACAUCGCCUUCUGGAGCUACCAGCGCCCCGACGGCCUCUGA
Poecile atricapillus (Black-capped chickadee) is the source of this 1070-nucleotide messenger RNA. RefSeq names its product cytosolic iron-sulfur assembly component 1 (gene CIAO1). The record is from RefSeq and is a predicted model, not a curated record. Bases 54 to 1070 code for a protein of 338 amino acids. Gene Ontology annotation, cellular component: cytosolic [4Fe-4S] assembly targeting complex. Lineage: Eukaryota; Metazoa; Chordata; Aves; Passeriformes; Paridae. Gene Ontology annotation, molecular function: protein binding. The transcript has 7 exons. Gene Ontology annotation, biological process: iron-sulfur cluster assembly.